AGUGAGCGGGAACUGAGCCAGGAGAGCUGAUCCUGUAGAAACCUGCCUCCUUGGUCAAGGGUUUCUUCUGAACACAACAGAACAGCUGUGGGAGGGUUUCAAGUAGGGGAGUAACCUGGUCAGAUUUGUGUUUUAGAAACCUAGUCCAACGGUAGCCUGGAGAAUAGAUGGGAAGAGAGGUACGACCGGAGUUUGGGAGACAUUCAGUCAACAAGGAUAAACACAGAUUAUCCACUGAGUGCCUACUGUGUACCAGGCACUGCUCCCUGGCCAUGAAUGAGCCAGACAAGGAACCUCUAUCCUGGAGCCUGACAUUAAGUAUAGAAGCAAGAUACAUGGAAUGAUACCUGCGGGGCGAUACGAUGGGGAGCGACCGGGAGGUGGCGGGGGGGUGCUUUUUCAGACAGUGUGGUGAGGGAAGGUUUCUGAGGAGGUGACCUCGGAGCUGAGGGAUGAGAAGGAGCCAACCAUGGGAAGAUCCAGGAAGAAGAAACAGCAAGUGCAAAGGUCCCGAGACAGGAGUGAGCUUGGCGUGUUUGAGGAAGAGAAAAAAGGCCCCAGGUAUGAGCGGCAGGGGAGCAAGGUAGGAGGUGAGAUCCCCGCAAAUCUCCUAGGCCACGGUGCAGAUACUGGGUUUUAUUCUAGAUGUGGGAAGCAAGAAGCGGUGUGAGCUGGUUUUGAAAGUCCUCUCUGGGUCGAGAGUGGGCUGUGGAGGGACCAGUGAGGAGGCUCACCUCCGGGUGAGGUGGGUUGGCAGAAGAGAUGGGAGAAGGGAAGGCUGGGGACGGGCUUCAGGCCCCCUGGCUCGGCCCGUCGCCCUUUCUGCUGCACCCCACGGCCAGUGAGCCCCAGAGUGGCCGGACGAACCUCAGAGAUGCUAACAUCUUAGAGUUAUGUAUGGAUUUGUCCCUAACAGGGCAGUGGACCAAUGCCCACAGACCCGACCCCAGAGUCUACAUCAAGCUAAUCCAGGAGUGCCGGGACCUGGACCGAGAGGGAGAGUUCUCCACCUGCUUCACAGAGCUGCAGCGAGACUUCCUGAGGCAGCGUCCGACCAAGGUGAAGAGCCUCAUCCGCCUGGUGAAGCACUGGUACCAACUGUGCAAGGAGAAGCUUGGGAAGCCACUCCCACCCCAGUACGCCCUGGAGCUCCUGACCGUCUACGCCUGGGAGCGCGGGAACAAGCAGACAGAUUUCAGCACCGCUCGGGGGUUCCAGACCGUCUUGGUAUUAGUCCUGAACUACCGGGAGCUUUGCAUCUACUGGACAAAUUAUUACGACUUUGAAAACCCUACCAUUAAACAGUACCUGAAGAGACAACUUAAUAAAUCCAGGCCUGUGAUUCUGGACCCGGCCGACCCUACAGGAAACGUGGCCGGUAAAGACCGGUACAGCUGGCAGCGGCUGGCAGAAGAGGCCAGAGUCUGGCUGGGUUACCCAUGCUUUACCAACAGGGAUGGGUCUCCGGUGGUCUCGUGGAACGUGCAGCCUGAAGAAAACUAUCCAAACGAUUGGUUUACCUGUGAACACAGGACAUAUCAGCACCAUGAUUAUGGAUGGCGUCCUGCACCCUCUGUGAACCUCAGCACGGGCCUGGCAGCAUCCGUUCCCCAGAAGGAAGAUGACUGGACGUGUGCCAUCCUCUGAAUGCCAGCCCAUCUUCGGAGGAAGGGCUCCAGAAUCAUCCAGAUCAGCCCCCUCAUUUUGGAGGUGGGGGGGGGGUCCCUUGAUCCAGAUAGCAGAAGACGGCCCCCAAAGCAGCGGUGAAUGGGUGUCAGACUUCAGACCCGAAUCCAGGUUUCCUGGCCCCCACUGUUCCCCCAUUCAGUGGUCUUUCAACCCAUCAUAGAUGACGUUCCCUGCAGCCCCACCCUACCCCAGCCUGAUCUCUGACAAUGUUCUCUGAGAGACAACCAGAGAGCCUUAACUGUAUUCUGUCUUCCUAGUAGGAGAGUUCUAGUCCAAUUUCUCGUCAGUAACAAUAAAAAGAAGAGCAAAUACCGUGUGUUGGAUGUUUAGUCACU
Molecule: messenger RNA, 2024 nt
Organism: Panthera uncia (snow leopard)
Lineage: Eukaryota; Metazoa; Chordata; Mammalia; Carnivora; Felidae
Gene: OAS1
Product: 2'-5'-oligoadenylate synthetase 1
Exons: 4
Coding region: 763-1647 (294 amino acids)
Biological process (GO): regulation of ribonuclease activity; negative regulation of viral genome replication; defense response to virus
Cellular component (GO): membrane; nucleoplasm; cytosol
Molecular function (GO): double-stranded RNA binding; 2'-5'-oligoadenylate synthetase activity
Source: RefSeq, a predicted model, not a curated record